AUGGCUGAGGCUGCAGCAAGGCGGAGAGACCGAGAAUUGUUAGAGGCGCAGCAGCAGCAACAGCAGCAGCAACAACAGCAGCAACAGCAGCUGAUGAUUGAAAGGGUCGUUCUGGAAAAUUUCAAGAGUUACAACAAAAAGAGAGUAAUUGGGCCCUUUCACAAGCGUUUUACGGCCAUUGUAGGCCCUAAUGGUUCUGGAAAAAGCAAUGUGAUCGACGCGAUGCUCUUCGUGUUCGGUCGGCGCGCCCAACAAAUCAGACUUCGCAAGGUUACUGAGCUUAUCCACAAUUCUGCCGCCGCUUCUGCACAUGCUUUGAUCGAUAGAGCCAGUGUCUCUAUUUUCUUUCAGGAAAUCAUUGACCCGGAUCCCGAUAGUGACGCUUAUGAGGUCGUUCCCGGAUCUCGGUUUGUAGUAGCCCGGGAGGUUACUAGGCAGGGGGGUGGAGCUACCAGUUUUUCGCUCAAUGGAAGGAAGUGUCUUCAAAAAGAAGUCGUCGCUCUCUUGAAGGCAAAGGGGCUGGACCUGCAGAACAAUCGGUUCCUCAUCUUGCAAGGGGAGGUGGAGCAGAUCGCCAUGAUGAAGCCUAAGGCAACGCGCCCUGAGGAGACUGGACUCUUGGAGUUUUUGGAGGACCUAGUGGGAUCAAAUCGCUUUGUAGAGCCGAUUGAGAAGGCAUCGGAGCAGUUCGACGAGCUUUGCCAGCAGUACCAGGAGAAGGCAAAUCGAAUGCGAUGUGCAAGUACGGAGUUGCGCCGGCUAGAGGGUCCCAAGGAGGAAGCUCUCGAGUCUCUCAAGGCCGAUAGACACGCUGCAGGGGCAAAACUCUUGCUUGCUGCCAUUUUUAGGAGGCUGAGUACUUCAGAGAGGCUAAGAUUUAUGGCUUUAGGGUGUGCCUGCCUGAGUGCUGUGAGCCUGCAGAUAGAGGGGGAAGCAGCUACCCACGUCGAGCAGCUCAAAGCAGUGGAAGCGGAGUGUGCGACGGUACGUGCGCAAAUCGCACGUCACACGGUACCCUAUUACAUCCAUUGCCAGAAGCCUCAAGCUCGGCGAACUCUGAAUGGCGAGCUGCAGGCUGUGAAUGCGGAUAUUGCGCGGCUGGGGUGUCUUCAGGCUGAAAGAGCCUUGCAAAAGCUCGUGGUUCGCGAUGAGGAGCUGCGGGCAGAGCUGGUUGGGGAGGUGUCUCGCCUGGAGGAGAAACGGCAGCAGUUAGCGCAGCUGGAGACGCGGCAGCAGCAGCAGCAGCUGCUGUUGCAAGAGCUUGAGGUGUCCAUACAGCAGCGAGAUGCGGCGCACGAGGCGGACAAAGUCAAGAAGGCAGAAGAGGCAGUGGAAACGGCAAAAGAAGCUGUUGAGCAGUAUCAAGAGAGCAUUAAAGGAGAGGUGCAGCAGCUGUCUGAGGCGCACGUCGCGGCAGAGAAGCUGCUGUUGCAGCAGCAACAACAAGUGGACAAGCACUUGACUGCAACAGGAGAGGCAGCAGCAGGCGCAAGCGGCUCUGAAACAGUGUGCGGAGGCGAGUGCUUCGAAUGCAGCUUCGCUGCAGCAGCAGCAGCAGCUAAAAGCAGCCACCACAGCAGACUUGGCGACGGUGCAGCGGCAGAAGAAGGAAACGGAGAUGCACAUAUCGGAGCGCGAGCAGAAGCUGCUCGCUACAAAAGGCCAACUCAAACGGGCAAGCUCCCAGUGUCUAGCGUUGAUCAGCAGCAAAGACAGGAGACGCGAUGCAGCGGCCGCUUGCAGUCUCUUCUGGCACAAGAGAAAAGACAAGGAAAACUUCGAGGGCUAAUAGAUAGACUCGGCGAGCUAGGCAGCAUUGACACGCAGUACGAGAAGGCCUUCCUAGCGGCUUCGGGAGGCUUCAGCGGAUUCUUCGUUGUCGAAGCUCCCGAAGAUGCCACCGAGCUGUUCGCUCUGUUGAGAGCUCACGAACUAGGACGAUGCAACGUGCUCGCUCUUCGUGUGCUCCGCGGUGUCAUCCAAUGCGUUGCGCAGGAGAAGGAUCUGUCUCAGAGACUGGAAGAAGCAGAUAGAGAAGCUGCUACGUGGAAAGAUUCUUCGGCUCCCCGAUUGCUCGACUUGCUGCGAUUCUCGUCUCCCCGCCUUCGUGUGGCAUUCUUUAAGGCUGUUGGAUCAACUCGAGUUGCCCAAGACAUGGAUCAUGCCUCGCACAUAGCCUAUUCUCUGAGACAACGAGUGGUAACACUGGAUGGGGGUUUGAUUGAGCUGGAUGGACGGAUGGUUGGAGGGGGACUGGGGGGGGGAAACUGCAGCAUUCGAACUGACGGAUUUAAGGCGAGGGUGGCAUCCGCUGGGGCUUUACAAUCGACACUGCAUGCGGCAGUUAAGGAACAAGAGUCUGUUGUUUCCUCUUUGCUACAAAAGCUACAAAAUGCUGGAGGUGAAGAAAUGCACCAGAGGCGAGCGAAGCUGCUGAAAGCAGAACGCGGUAAGCGCACCCCUCACCUCGAACCGGCCCGUCCUCCUAUCUCAGCAGUUUACUGCGCACAUGCCAAUGCCGUGUUUUCGCCACGACAGGCAGCGAAAAGAGACGCGUGGGGAUGCAGUGCACCAUCGUGCAGCUGCCCUGUCUCCUCUGUCUUUGACGCCGCUGCUGCAGCUCUAAAUCGCCUCAAAGAAGAGGCAGGAAGGCAGCAGGAGGAACUGGCAGCGAAACGCGCAGAGGCCCUCCGCACUGCCAGAGACGCCAACAGGCUUAAAGGCUCUCGCUGCUUUAGAGAACGAGGCCAAGGACGUAAUCGAGAAGCAAGAGGAGACAGCGCAAACAAGGCAGACGCUCCAGCGGCAGUUGCAGACGCAGCAGCGGCAGCAGCAGGGUCUCUGCACGCGCUGCAACUCUAUGCACAGAAGCGGAGGGAGCUUCGAAGUAAAGAGGCAGAAGUUAGGGAGGCAGCGACUCUGCGUGAAGAUGCGAAGACUCACCUGGAAGCCUUGAGGGGCCGAAGGAAGGCAGAAUUUGUAGCGGCCUUCGCUGUAAUUGCCGCGAAGCUGAAGGAAACAUACAGGAUGCUAAGUCAGGGAGGAGAUGCCGAAUUAGAGCUUGGCGAUCCAGCCGAUCCUUUUGCUGAGGGCGUGAUCCUUUCUAUUCGGCCCCCGAAAAAGAGUUGGCGGCAAAUUCAAAACCUCUCAGGGGGGGAGCGUACGCUGUCUUCACUCUCUCUGGUGUUUGCACUCCACCACUACAAGCCGACCUGCGUUUACUUUCUUGAUGAAAUUGACGCCGCUCUGGAUCACCGCAACGUCGCAAUUUUGGGAGCCUUUGUCCUGCAGAAGGCGAGGGACGCGCAAUUCAUUAUUAUAUCCUUGAGGAACCAGCUUUUCGAGCUCGCCAACAGACUUGUCGGGAUCUACAAGACCUUCGAUGCCACCAAGUCUGUCUCCCUCGAUCCAUCGCGGCUGGCAGCCGAUGAGUCCGAGAACCAAAAGCAGCAACACCAACUGGACACAUGCGGGGGAACGCCUGGAAAUUCCAGUGGGAUCUCUCUCGCACUUCCUGCACCCCCCUUGCUGCCAGUACUACCUGGACUUUAA
Molecule: messenger RNA, 3552 nt
Organism: Cyclospora cayetanensis
Lineage: Eukaryota; Apicomplexa; Conoidasida; Eucoccidiorida; Eimeriidae
Product: structural maintenance of chromosomes protein 4
Exons: 21
Coding region: 1-3552 (1183 amino acids)
Biological process (GO): mitotic chromosome condensation
Cellular component (GO): chromosome
Molecular function (GO): ATP hydrolysis activity; ATP binding; protein binding
Source: RefSeq, a predicted model, not a curated record